UAUGUUCGACACUAACAUCCGACCAAAAUAUUGGCCAAGUCGCUUCUUCUGCCACAUGCUGUCGUAUGGAAUAUUGUGAAAAAUAUCAAAAUAGUGUUGUAGCGUGAGUCGAGUUUCAUUAGUUUACUGAGUGACUUCUUUUGACGCGCGAUUAAUUCUCAAGCGUAGGUGUUUCGUUUAUGUCAACCCCAUAUGUCAACCGGCACGCUUCGUUCAACCAAUUAGCCGAAACGACCAAGCAAUGAUGGACGGCAUUUGCCGAAUGAAUUUACGAAGCAGAAACGGAUUUUGUUACACAAUACGUUUUUAAACGUAUAUUUUUCUACAUUAUAAGAUGGUUCUGACGUGUCGUUUCUACUCCGCUAGGUAUCCUGAACCAGAUGAUGUUGUCAUGGUUAAUGUCCGCCAGAUUGCUGACAUGGGCGCAUAUGUCCAUUUGCUCGAGUACGACAAUAUCGAAGGUAUGAUCCUAUUGUCUGAACUCUCGCGACGGCGAAUUCGGUCGAUUAAUAAACUCAUUCGCGUCGGACGCAACGAAUGUGUCGUUGUUAUUCGAGUCGACAAGAAUAAAGGAUACAUCGAUUUAUCAAAACGUCGCGUGUCCGCUGAGGAUAUCGUUAAGUGUGAGGAAAAAUUUGCAAAAGCUCGCGCAGUGAAUAGUAUUCUGCGACAUGUUGCGGAAAGAUUAGAUUAUACUAAGGCACAGCUCGACAAACUUUAUAGGAAAACAGCGUGGCACUUUGACGAGAAACUCAAAAAAGUCACCGCGGGACAUGACAUCUUUAAAGCAGCAGUUACCGACCCGAAGGUUCUCGAUGAAUGCAACUUGGAGAAACCAGUCCUUGAUCUCCUUUUACAGACAAUUAAUCACCGUUUAGCUCCUCAGGCCUUAAAAUGUCGCGCCGAUAUUGAGGUAUCAUGCUAUGAGUACGAAGGCAUCGACGCCGUAAAAAAUGCUCUUCGGGACGGAAUGUCCCUAUCCACCGAGGAUAUGCAGAUAAAGAUUAAUUUAAUCGCGCCGCCGCUUUACGUCAUGACUACAACCACGAUGGAACGCACCGAAGGUUUAGACUUGCUGAACAAAGCCAUUGCUAAGGUUGAGCAAACAAUCAAGGCUGCCGGCGGUGUAUUUAAUGUGCAGAACGCACCUAAAGUUGUGACCGAUAUGGAUGAAUUAGAGCUUGAGAAGCAGCUUAAAAGUUUGGAGGAAGAGAAUCGUGAGGUUGACGGCGAUGACGACAACGAUGACGAAGCAGGCCCUCCGAAGGCUACUUCAGACAGCGACGAAGAAAGUGGAGAUGGUGCCGGUGGUGCCGGUGGUGGAGAUGAGGAUUAGACAAAUGCUUGAUACAAACUCGAUGAAUAAGAAAAAAAAAAGAAAAAUGGACAUCCUAGCUUCUGUGAAAUAACCGUGAAAAUCAACUCUAUUUGUAAAACGUAGCAAACAAAUACAACCUUUAUG
This is a messenger RNA of Varroa destructor (honeybee mite), 1462 nucleotides long. It is a transcript of the gene eIF2alpha, whose product is annotated as eukaryotic translation initiation factor 2 subunit alpha. Gene Ontology annotation, cellular component: eukaryotic 48S preinitiation complex; eukaryotic translation initiation factor 2 complex. Gene Ontology annotation, biological process: translational initiation. NCBI's taxonomy places the organism in Eukaryota, Metazoa, Arthropoda, Arachnida, Mesostigmata, Varroidae. The record is from RefSeq and is a predicted model, not a curated record. Gene Ontology annotation, molecular function: ribosome binding; RNA binding; translation initiation factor activity.